UAUUUAUUUAGAAUAGUGAGAAAAGAAAAGAGUAAAGUGAGAGGAGGAAGAAGGAGAAGAAGAACCCUCUCUCUCUCUCUCUUUUGUUCCUCUGACUACUCAUUUCAUGUCGGAGACUUCCCAGAAACUAAAGAAUCUCUUCAACGAAGACUAAAUCUUUCUCCUUUUUCUUCGUUAUCUUAUCUUCGUUCGUUUUCCCCCUUUGCUUACUUCUGAAGGAAACGAGAGAUAGAGAGAGAGAUGUAUGCAGUGACGCCUCCUCAAAGAUCCGAUUUGGGAUCCAACUACGGUUUGCGGGUCUAUCAAACAUGGAAAGGAAGCAAUAUAUUUUGUCUUCAGGGAAGGUUUAUAUUUGGGCCAGACGCAAGAUCACUUGGUCUGACCAUAAGUCUCAUCGUGGUCCCUGUUAUAGUAUUCUGCAUCUUUGUUGCAAGCAAGCUAAUGGAUGACUUCUCUGAUACUUGGGGAGUCUCAAUAGUCACUGUCGCUGUUGUCUUCACCAUUUAUGACAUAAUUCUUCUGAUGCUUACAUCCGGAAGGGAUCCAGGGAUUAUCCCAAGAAACUCUCAUCCUCCUGAGCCUGAAGUUCUCGAUGGAAACUCAGGGACAAGCCAAACGCCAAGACUGCCUCGAGUAAAGGAAGUUGAAGUUAAUGGAAACAUAUUUAAGGUCAAGUAUUGUGACACUUGCAUGCUCUACAGACCUCCUCGCUGCUCACAUUGCUCUAUCUGCAACAACUGUGUUGAAAGAUUUGACCAUCACUGUCCUUGGGUUGGUCAAUGCAUUGCCCAAAGGAAUUAUCGGUUCUUCUUCAUGUUUGUCUUCUCCACGACUCUUCUCUGUGUAUACGUGUUGGCCUUUUGCUGUGUCUAUAUAAGGAAGAUCAAAGAAUCUGAAGAUAUAACCAUUUGGAAAGCAAUGCUCAAAACUCCUGCCUCCAUUGCUCUUAUAAUCUACACAUUCAUAUGUAUGUGGUUCGUUGGAGGCUUAACAGGCUUCCAUCUCUAUCUCAUCAGCACUAAUCAGACUACCUAUGAGAAUUUCAGAUACAGUUAUGACCGGCGUAGCAACCCACAUAACAAAGGAGUGGUUGAUAACUUUAAAGAAAUCUUCUGUUCUGCGAUACCUCCUUCAAAGAACAGUUUCAGAGCUAUGGUACCUAGGGAAGCAGCUCCAAUGCCGUCAAGAUCAGCUGUUGGCGGCGGUUUUAUGAGUCCAAACAUGGGGAGAGGUAAUGAUGAGAUUGAAAUGGGGAGGAAAGGUGUGUGGGCAAUGGCUGAACAUGGUGAUGACAAGAACGGUAGUAAUAAUGAACGGUUUCAUGUCAACGACGAUGAGUUAGGUGACAUUAGGACCACAACGGAUGAUGAUGAACAAAGUGGUAGUAGGCCUAACAUUCACCCUAGGCACUCAAGCUGGGAGAUGUCACCAGAGGUUAUGGCCUUAGCAUCAAGGAGAACUUAGAAACAUCGUCCCAAGAGGAAAAGACUGAGAUGUGUUUCAAAAUGUGUUUUGUAUGAUUUUCAGCUUUAUUUAUUGAUGUAUUUUGAGUUGUUCAGAGAAAUCAAUUGUGAAUUAGUUUGAUUUCUCAGAUGUUAUGAGUGCUUUUAUUAGUUGUGUUCAGACAGUUAAAUCUCAAAUCAUUGAGUUUUAUUGUAAUCUAUGAUUUUAACAAAAUGAAUACAGGCGAUUUUGCACUGUACUUA
This is a messenger RNA of Brassica rapa (field mustard), 1706 nucleotides long. Its product is annotated as probable protein S-acyltransferase 6. Gene Ontology annotation, cellular component: endoplasmic reticulum; Golgi apparatus. NCBI's taxonomy places the organism in Eukaryota, Viridiplantae, Streptophyta, Magnoliopsida, Brassicales, Brassicaceae. Gene Ontology annotation, molecular function: protein-cysteine S-palmitoyltransferase activity. The record is from RefSeq and is a predicted model, not a curated record. Gene Ontology annotation, biological process: protein targeting to membrane; peptidyl-L-cysteine S-palmitoylation.